Dermacentor andersoni is the source of this 3537-nucleotide messenger RNA. RefSeq lists its product as uncharacterized. NCBI's taxonomy places the organism in Eukaryota, Metazoa, Arthropoda, Arachnida, Ixodida, Ixodidae. The record is from RefSeq and is a predicted model, not a curated record.
CGCGGACUCGGUCGGCGCAACGACCCUCACACCGGCCCGGCCUGCCGAGAAAGUUGAACCACCCUUUUGGGGCUUCUUUUGGGCAGGACACCUGCAACCGCACCUAUUGCAGCUCAGUGCCGUCGCUUUGAAAUGCGUUAACCAAGCGCUCCCCUCCGCCUGCCCAGCGCUCGCCGCAGUCAUUUUCCACGUACUUCUAGGUACGCGCAGAACUUCGCGGGGGCUACCCGUUGUCCUGCGGGACCACGAGACACAUCCUUUCUUUACAUGUUCGCUUUCGGAGGAGGGACCCCUUCCAGAAGUGAAACGCCACGAAGGCACGCAUUCCGGUUCCUUGUCACGCUCCGCUGUUUCGCCUCUCCCUUUUUCCCUUUCCACUUUCGUUUACUGUUUUCUUCUUUUUUUCCUUCACUUUUUUUCUUGUUAGCAGACGUCCGACGACGCCCUCUGUGAGUUGCCCGGCCGGCACAGCCGAUGGGCCGAUGUUUGAAGCACCGGCGUGUUUUGGAAAUAACCCGGCGACGGAUGCACGCAUUCUGCCGUCGCCGGUUCUUCGCCUCCGAAAAGAUUCUGGGAUCGACGACGACGUGCUGCGCUCAACGACAAGGCAAGGACGUUCCGGUGGUUGGCUCUGGUAAAUUGUUUUUCCGACCGGAAGAGAUGCGCAGGAUGAACAGCGGGAGACAUUUCACUCCUGUUAUGAUGCGUUUCCGCGCUGAAGAGUGAAAAUAUACAUCCGAGCCAAGUAUGACUUCGCCGAAGGAACUACGGUGAUCGUUUAGUUCCCUUGUGCUCGAAGAUAUACCUGCCGGAGAAUUUUUCAACCAUUCGUUUUCCGACGCACAGUAUUCGUCACCUGACAGCCGACGUUAUCACACCCGUGGCGCACGUGCAAGUUCUUCUUCGAAACCGGUACAACGGUGCUUAAGGUUUCUGGUGGUCGACGUUGCUGGACGAACGUCGGUGCAGUUCACACUUGACCCGCUUCCUGGUGUUGAAUUCCAGCUGAUCUAAGCGAGGAAAACAAAGUGCAACACGUGCCUGCUUUUAGACAUCAACACCCUCGUGAUCGGACGGCAUAUCUAUUUGUUUCCCUCCCUAUAGUGAUAACUUCCGCGCUCACUGACGCUUCCACGCUGUGCGUUGUCUUGCGAACAGAAGGCCACCGAUCGAGAUAGCCAGAAGCAGAUUCUUUAGCGCUUUGCUCGUUGGUCCCUUCGUUCGCGAGUUCGUCCGGCAGUGCUUCGGUUGGACGAAAAACGUGCGUGGCGCCUCAGCGUAAGAUAGUUCGAUUCUAUGAGGAACAGACGGCAUCAAGCAGACGACCGAAGAACCGAACGAGCGUGCGGUACGGAAGGUUGCGUUACAGGAUCCAAUGGAGGUCUGGCCGCCUGCUCUGUGGAAUGCGGAAUCGCUACGACCCUGUGCGACGCCGCUGACAGUGCAACGAAGAUGAGGUGAUAAGAGCGCCUUGAACUUCCUGACGUCACCCCACGACCUAAUCGGCGCCGCAAUGGCUUCCGGAUCUACGCUAGUGGUGCACUCUGACGGUUCUCAAUUGUGGAUUGUUCGCGUUCUCACGGGGAUAUCAGCGGUAGCGUUGGUGUUAUUGGUCGCUCUCGAUACAGCUAUCUGCGCACCGCAUCGACAGCGUCUCAAAGUGAGCCCGGACCUGAUUACGAAGUCGUGGGACCCUUUCCCCGUGAUGGGCUUUUUCGUGGACAUGUGCCAGAGCGAGCUCAACCGCACGGGCCGGUGCAUGUCGCUGCCCGACUGCCGCUUUUCGAGGGGCACCAGGGAGGGAGACUGCGCGGACGGAUUCGGGGUCUGCUGCAUCUACGAAGCGCGGAACAACGUGGAGACGACGCUGUCCAACAACUCGUACUUCGUCCAGCCCCGGUUCCCGCAACCUUUCGGGGGCGGCGAGAACGUUUCGCUGACGGUGCUGCUGCCGGCCUCCACCUGCCAGCUGCGCCUGGAACUCGAGGAGUUCCACCUUCUGCCGCCGGUUGCCGGACGCUGCCUCAACGACUCCCUGCGGGUCUUCGUCAACGGCAGCGACUCGUACGUGCCGGAGCUGUGCGGACACAACGCCGGACAACACGUGGUGAUGCACUUUCCGGAGAACGACGAGCACAGCCUCCUGUCCUUGAACGUGGCCACCCCAAAAGCCGGCUUUGAGAGGCGGUGGUCAGUCCGCAUCAUUCUGUACAGCUGCGGCAGCAAGAAGUUGGCUCAACCCGGUUGCCUGCAGCACCACGGCGGCUGCAGGGGCUCCUUCCGGAGCUUCGCGUUCACCGAGGAGGCACUGCACUUUGUGCGCGCCCUCAACUACGCCGUGUGCAUCGCGCGCCCCAGUUGGCUGCAGGCCAUAUCGCUUAAGAUACGCACCGUGUCUCGGUACUCAGCGACCGCGGCGACUCGCCGUGGCGGCAACGGUAACGACAACAACGGCGGCGGUGCUGCUCAGCAGUGCCGGAGCAACUUCAUCCAGCUGCCGCCGGGAUACGACAGCCGGCGCGGUCUGGCCGCGCCCGUCAGGAUCUGUGGCGGGAACCAAACGGUCGUGCUACACAUGUCCGUCCAAGGCCCCCUCGUAUUCUACAUCGUCAGCAACGACAACUCCGACCAACGGACACAGUUCCGGGUGGACUACAGCCUGUACCCUUGCUCCGACAGCACGACAUGAACGAUUCUCUCAAGCCCUGCUCAGUCUUAUCACGUCGUGGAAUCAACACAUACCACCCACUCGCAGAUAAAUCUGUGAUAUAUCUGCGUCGAACACCGAUACAACGGAGGUGGAAGCACAGACAAAACUUAGGCGAUAGGGAGGUGCGGUGGAAAGUGCAACCCUAUAGCCCACCUCUAGCAGCGCUGCUGGUGCUCGAAAAAGCCAUGCGACGCCUAAUAGGGUUCGCGGGACGAUGACGUGCUUCAUUUGCUGCAACUGCCGUCAUCUGUUACGGCAUCUCUCGGACAUUGUGACAAAUUGCGUGUGACAGAUUUGUUGACAGUGUGAAAGUGAUUAGCUUUCUUCUCAACAUCCAGCAGCAAAUGCAAAUUCUCCGAGUACGAAUAUGUCAUGUUGCUGCCAGCUUCACGAUCUAGCUAACGGUGAAAUUGACUCGAAAAAAACGACUACACAUUGUGUAUAUGUUAGCGCGAGGGACUACUUUCGCUUGUAGCCUUCGUUGGCAGUGAAGCAUACGACCGAACGCGUGGAAACGUACGAAGCCAUUUGUCACCUGACGCAAGUGUUCUUUAUGGCCUUGCGCCUUUCAGAUUACGCGGAAUCACACUGGCAAGCUGAUGAGCUAUUACUGCUAUUACUUAAUGCCCUUAUUUCCCAACACUGUUUCAUCGAGGAGGGUCGAGAGAACGCUAGAUGCCCAGUGAAACUAUGGCGAAAAACGGUAUUGGGGGUUACUUAAGGGGCUGUUUUCAUGGGGAGCCUCAUUUUAGGGGCGAACGUCGCAUGGAGAUGCAUAAUAAAAUGUCAGUUUUGCUCAACAAUGUUUAUUGCCGAGCAAAAUUUAA